Molecule: messenger RNA, 1014 nt
Organism: Sporothrix schenckii 1099-18
Lineage: Eukaryota; Fungi; Ascomycota; Sordariomycetes; Ophiostomatales; Ophiostomataceae
Product: glucose-6-phosphate 1-epimerase
Exons: 1
Coding region: 1-1014 (337 amino acids)
Biological process (GO): carbohydrate metabolic process
Molecular function (GO): isomerase activity; carbohydrate binding
Source: RefSeq, a predicted model, not a curated record
AUGGACCGCCGCAACAAACCCAGCGCUCUCGCCGCCACGCCGGCCCCCCCGCCCCAGGCCCGCGUCGACCUCGUGGGCGACCGUGUCACUGCCGUGCUGCCGUCGGGCGAGUCCGUCGAGAUCUUGCUGACCGGGGCCACUGUGCUCUCGUGGAAGGGCGCGGUCCACGGCGGCGAGCCGGCCGAGCGUCUGUUUCUCAGCGAGGGCGCCGUGCUCGAUGGCUCCAAGGCGGUGCGCGGCGGCAUCCCCAUUGUGUUCCCCGUGUUCGGCCAGUCGCCGGCGGACGUACCCACGAGCAAGCUGCCGCAGCACGGCCUGGCGCGGACGUCGCGGUGGGAGUUUCUGGGCAAGUCCACGUCCGAGUCGGAGGGCAAAGCAGAUGCGGGUGCGGGUGCCUCUUCAAGUACAAAAGCCGCCGCCGCCGGCUCGUCCAACGGCGUGCAGCUCGACUUUGGCCUGUCGGCGGCGUCGGCCGACCCGGCGCUCCGGGCGCUGUGGCCGUACGACUUUGCGCUGCUGUACCGGGUGACGCUGGCGCCGGGCAGCCUGGCGACGGCGAUUGUGGUGACCAACGAGGGCAGCGCGGCCUUUGACUUCCAGGUGCUGCUGCACACGUACCUGCGCGUCGACGACAUUGCGCAGGUGGGCGUGGACGGCCUGGCGGGCGCGUCGUACUUGGACAAGGUGGAGGGCUUCAAGGAGAAGACGCAGGCGGCCACGGGCCAUGUCGACAUUACGGGCGAGACGGACCGCGUGUACGUGCCGGCGCAGGGCGCGUCGCAGCCGCUGACCGUGCUGCAGGGCGGCAGGCCGCUGUACGGCGUGCAGCGGGACAACCUAGCCGACGUGGUGGUGUGGAACCCGUGGACGGAAAAGGUCAAGAGCAUCGGCGACUUUGCGCCCAAAGACGGCUACAAGAACAUGCUGUGUGUGGAGCCAGGCUCGGUGUCGAGCUGGCAGACGCUGGAGCCCAACGACGCCUUUGAGGGCGCGCAGGUCAUUACGCUGUUGUGA